GAAUUUUCCGGGAAAAUACUUUUUUUCUUUCAAGAAAAUCUUUUCGCAAAAAUUAAAAUUUCGCCGAAUCCACUUUUUAGCACAAAAAAAAUAAAAAAAAUAAAAACAAACAUAAAAACCGACGACUUUUCGAAUCAUGAUGAUUAUUGCAAUUGAUUUUUGUUUUGUUCAUGUUCAUGUUCAUGAAUUGUGCUUGCGCUAGGGUUUCGUAAUUUUCCUUUAAUUGAGAAAUUUGCCUUCAAAGUUUUAAUCUUUUUCCGUUUUUGAGUAUUGGGUCGUUGAUCGAAAUCGAAUUUAAGGUGUUUGAAGAAAGUUCAAAGAGAAAGGGGAAAAAAAUGAUGGCUGUUUCUUCUUCUUCAGCUAGUGUCGCAGUAGAUAAAGCAACUAGCGAUCUUCUUAUGGGUCCUGAUUGGACCAUGAACAUCGAAAUUUGUGAUUCAAUCAAUUCUAAUCAUUGGCAGCCAAAAGAUGUGGUAAAAGCUGUGAAGAAGAGAAUACAGCAUAGGAGCUCUAAAGUUCAAAUACUAGCUCUCACGCUUCUGGAGACAAUGGUGAAGAAUUGUGGUGAUUACGUGCACUUUCAAAUUGCUGAGAGGAAUGUAUUGGAGGAGAUGAUAAAGAUCGUUAGGAAGAAGGCAGACAUGCAAGUGAGGGAUAAAAUUUUAGUACUGCUCGACUCGUGGCAAGAGGCAUUUGGGGGUGCUGGUGGAAAAUAUCCUCAGUACUAUUGGGCGUACGAGGAAUUAAAGCGGUCUGGAGUUUCUUUUCCGAAGCGUUCACCGGAUGCAGCUCCAAUAUUUACUCCACCUCCUACUCAUCCAUCUUCAUCUUCAAGAAAUAUGCAUCCUGGAUUUGGGAUGCCAAGUAAUUCUUCCAAAACACUUGAUGAAACAAUGGCAACAGAGAUAGAAAGUUUGAGUAUGUCAAGCUUGGAAUCCAUGCGGCAUGUGUUGGACCUUUUGAGUGACAUGCUACAAGCUGUAAAUCCUAAUGACCGUGCGGCUGUGAAAGAUGAAGUAAUUGUUGAUCUUGUUGAUCGAUGUCGCACCAACCAGAAAAAAUUGAUGCAGAUGCUGACAACAACUGGGGAUGAGGAACUUCUUGGGCGGGGCCUUGAACUGAAUGAUAGUAUUCAAAGUUUGCUUGCGAGGCAUGAUGCAAUAGCUUCUGGAGCUUCUUUUCCAAGUCAUGGUGCAAGUUCAAGCACUAUAUCAUCUGAAGGUCAAUCAAGUGUCAAUCAAAAUGAAGUGAAGAGCCCCAGCCCGGCUGAAUCUUCAACACCAAAAGCUAGCCCUCUUGCUGCAGUUUAUUCUGAGCCAAGGGGAGAGAGUGAUGAAGAGGAAGAAGAUGAAUUUGCACAGCUUGCUCGAAGGCAUUCUAAGACACAAUCAGUGGCUUCUAAAGAUGCUACAAUUGGUUCUAGUGAAAAUUCAGGGUCAAUGAACACCAACAGCACGACUCCAAAUGUUCCAGAGACCUCAACUUCUAUCCCAUCCUUGGCAUUAGCUCUUCCCGACCCGCCGGCACCUAUUAGUACUACAUCAAAAGAUCAGGACAUCAUUGACUUACUGAGUAUCACUUUGUCCCUGGCACCAUCUUCUCCACCGCCAACAACAUAUGCUCCAUCAUCAGCUCCUACCCAAGGCGGCAUGCAUCAGAUACCUGUUCCAUCCAGUGCAGACAGUUAUUCUUAUUCUCCCCAAUCAUAUCCUGGAAAUUCGCCAUUCAACAGUUACGUAGCUCCUUGGGCUCAACCUCAAUCUAAGUCAGAGUUUCAAACCCAGCCUCCACAACAGAUGUAUCAAUCCCGAUCCCAACCCACAACCCCGCUCUCAUCUCAACAAUUGCAUGCACAUUAUCAAUCCGAGCAACAGAUGCAUCAAUCCCGAUCCCAACCCAACACCCCGCCCUCAUCUCAACAAUUGCAUGCACAUUAUCAAUCCGAGCAACAAAUGUAUCAAUCCCGAUCCCAACCCAACACCCCACCCUCAUCUCAACAAUUGCAUGCACAUUAUCAACAUAACCAACAACCCCAAUCUGAACUAGCUCAAUCACAGCUGCAGAAUCAACACUUCCAAUAUAGGCCUCACCAACAUAAUGAACCCCAACCAUCACAAUAUCAGCCUCAACAGCGUCCACAUUUACAGCCUCAACCACAACCGCAGUUGCAAAUACAGUCUCCGCAUCAGCCUCAACCCCAACCACCGAUGCAAUUACAGUCUCAGCAAUCUCAACCGCAGCCACAAUAUCAGAACCAACAUGCUCAAUACCCUGCAAGAUAUCCUCCACCACCAUGGGCUGCUACACCUGGAUAUGCCAACUAUCAAAGCCAUUUAUCGGCUCAAAAUGCUAUUUCAACCUCUCAAGGCAACAGCGCAACAGCAUCAUAUCCUCUUGCUGCACAAGGGGUUAGGCCCUUGCAACAUCAGCAUUCACUCCCUUCACAAGCAGUUGAUCCGAGGGCGGUAAAUUCUGGACAAAGACCCUUCAUUCCCUCUUACAGGUUAUUUGAAGAUUUGAAUGUAUUUGGAAACACAGAUGGAAGGGUAAGUGGUACAUCAUCCAACGUGUCGGGGGCAAUGGGACCCGGUAUGGUCGGGGGAGGACGUAAGUGAAGUUUUUAGUUUUAUAUUCAUCUAAUGUAAAGAAAAAAGUGAUGUGCUGUAUAUCAACAGUAUUGUUAGAUUCUUCACAUUUGCUGAUUAUCUAAGUUGUUUAGAUUGAUGGAAGUCAUUAGUUUUGAGUGCUACCUAACCUCAGAUAUGACAGACAUGGAACAUUCUUUGAUAUAAGAUUUUAGUUUCUGGCA
Messenger RNA from Trifolium pratense (red clover), 2809 nucleotides. Its product is annotated as TOM1-like protein 6. Gene Ontology annotation, biological process: protein transport to vacuole involved in ubiquitin-dependent protein catabolic process via the multivesicular body sorting pathway. Bases 336 to 2615 code for a protein of 759 amino acids. The record is from RefSeq and is a predicted model, not a curated record. NCBI's taxonomy places the organism in Eukaryota, Viridiplantae, Streptophyta, Magnoliopsida, Fabales, Fabaceae. The transcript has 9 exons. Gene Ontology annotation, molecular function: ubiquitin binding; phosphatidylinositol binding.